Molecule: messenger RNA, 4581 nt
Organism: Cladocopium goreaui
Lineage: Eukaryota; Dinophyceae; Suessiales; Symbiodiniaceae
Source: the annotation of a GenBank genome assembly
AUGGCGGGUGCGAAAACGCUGUUGCUUACCAGCAACCUUCUCUCGCCCAUUUGGAGCUUAGUCCUUCCGCAGCUUUGGCAAAGCAGUCCUGUGUGCCAUCGGUGGCAGAGCGGGUCCGCCAAAUUCCGAUCUAUAUUCCUGGACCUGCAGUCUUCCAGCACCUUGGCUCGAGCCUCCAGACAGCUCGAGAAGGGCCUAAGGUUGCUCGGUUUUCUGGUCCCGGCUUUGUUGGAGGGCCACCUGGCCGCGGACAGGUUUUGCGUCAUCCAGUUCGCGCGCCCCGCGGAAGUCGCAGGAGUCUUCCUCGAAGACGCAGGCGGCAGCAAGCGCUCAGAGUUUCGAUUGUUGACGCCGGUGCCUUUGCUGCUGCAUUUCGAUGUCAACAAGACGGUGAUUCAGUCCGACAGCGUGCAGAUGAAAGGCGUGGAGGAAGGCAUUCGAGAAGGAAUCGCAGACCUCUUCUGGGGUGUGGUGCAUAAGAGCGGAGGCGGUAUCUGCAUGGUAGCGUGCCGUGGUGGCGCUGCAGCUGAAAAGGGCCGAGCGGCACUGAGCAGGCCGCUGGUCCUGGGCUCGCAUCCGAGACUGACUUCGUGGAGGUGGUGGCCCUACCUGCUUGCGGUGCUCUUCGGGAUCCUCCUAGCCGAGUGCACUGGCAUUCACCUGGUGACGCAGGCCGAGAACCAGACCUUGCGAGAAAGGAUGAUGAACUUUGAGGCGGUGCAGGUCGAGGACUACGUCUUCGGUGUCUAUGGAGGAGAUAGCCAACAGCUAUGGGAGCAAUGCAGACCUUUGGACCAGUGGGACGAGGUUCAUGACUUUAACAGCCAGAUGUACAGCGUGCUCAGAGCGACCACCGAGGGCAUCCCCUUUGACAUCGUCGAGAACGUGGCAACUGGUGCUGGCUUGGACGCAUGGCGAUGUUUGCAUCGUCGGUUCGACCCAGCAACCGGCAGCAGGAAGAGGGUCAUGCUCCAUGCAUUGACCAAUCCAGAGAGGGCGACGUAUGACACGUUGCAAAGUGCCUUGGAACGGUGGAAAGCCUUGAGGAUCCGCUAUGACAAGAAGAGGGAUCAACUGGGAAUUCGAGAACCUCUACCUGAGUCUUUGGCCAUGAACGCGCUUGAGAAGUUGGUCCCCAAGGAGUUGGAGCAGCAUUUACUGAUGAAUUUUGCCCGCUUCAAGAACUUCGAGGAGAUGGAGCGGGAGAUUGUCACCUUCAUCGAGGCCAAGACCGGGAGCAAACUUGUGGUCAGUGGCAACUUUGCAAAGUCGAGCUCGGGGCAUUCAGGUGCAAUUCCAAUGGAUGUUGAUUCUUUGGUUCGAGUAGUACAAGGGUCUAUUUCCAGUCUGGCGAGGACCAAAGGUGGGGGCAAGAGUGGCUCAGGGGGCAAAGCUGGAUCAGGGGGCUCCAACAAAAUUUCCCAGAAGUUCGAGGGCAACUGCGACCUUUGCGGGAAGUUUGGACACCGCAAACGGGACUGCUGGUCUGGUAAGGGAUCAGGUGGAGGCCAAAACAACAAUUCAAGUUCAAGGUCAGCAAGUGCAAGCCCGAAGAAGGAUGGGAAGUUUGCCGGCAAAUGCAAUCAUUGCGGCAAGCCGGGACACAAGAAGAGCGACUGUUGGGCUCUGAAUGGAAAAGGGAAAGGAGGUGCAAAAGGAGCCCAAGCUCCACCCAAGCCGAAAGCGGCAUCUUCGUUGGAGAGCCAUCCAGAACCUGAGCCAGCUUCUGCAAGCGGACUGGAACUAUGCUCUGUAGAGAUGGCGACAAUCACAGUGGUCGGAGAGGGUGAAGAAGUUGACAGGUCGGUGAGGAUUGAUGAAAGUGGCAAUGAGUAUGUCAUGGUGACGCCGGAUGUCACUGAAGAGGAGAACGUGGAGGAACCUGCUGCACAUGAGAGUCUUUCAGAAGUUUCAUCUGUGGCGGCAGGUGAGCCCAAUUGGAUAUGCUGCAACUUGGACACAGGCGCAUCAGUGACGGUCUUCCCCAAGAAGAUGUUUCGAGAUCUACAACCAGGAACUUUGAGGCUGAGGACUGCAUCUGGUGAGGUGGUGCAGGACUACGGCAAAGCAACAAUUCGAGGAAGUGACACCACAGGGAUGAGAAGAAAACUAAAUGGGAGUGUGGCCGACGUGCACAAGGUUCUCAUCAGUGCAGGGCAGAUGCAUGGCAAAGGCUACAUGACUUGGCUUGGAGCUGGAGGAGGUGAAAUCAUUCCAACCAGCCACCCAGUGAGCAAGGCCAUGAAUGAGGCCUACUACAAGGCUGUGGGUCGCUUCGGAAAAGAUGGAAUCAUCCCCGUUCUUGAGGAGGAUGGCAUCUACAACUUCUACCUGAAGGAGGAGGUCACUGCAGAUGGCGAAAUGUCACCAAGAUCACCGAGUGAGCCGCCGAGGCAUAUGGUUGGUGGCACAACGGUGACAACUGAGGUGGUACCCAUUCCGAGGAGGAGCCCAUCUACUACAAGAUUGGCUUGUGCGAUCGAGGAGGCAAUCUUGGAUGACGGUGAGGGCGGUGAGAUCUCUGAAGGAGUUGAAGCUCGCCCCGCCAAGCCGGGAUGGGAUCCAGUGACACCCAGUGAAGAAGAACGACGUGAACACGAGGCUUCGGGACAUGCGGUUUUCCGCAAUUGGUGCCAGGAGUGCCUAGCAGCAACAGGGUACUCUAAGCAGCAUAGGCGAGUUGACCACUCCCAGGAGACGUAUCACACUGUGGUCAUGGACUACUUCUAUCUUGGAGAAGAAGAAGGAGCAAAGCCCAAUCUGGUCGUCCAAGACCGCUCCACGGGCAUGAUGAUGGCAACUGCUUUGGAGAAAAAGGGUCAGGGCAACACCACUGCGCAAAAGCUUUUGACCCGGUUCUUGGAGUUGCUGGGAUGGAAGGCUGAGGCUGCAGUGAAAGAAAUCAAAUGGCGUAUCAGAGCCAUCACCAUGAUGGUUGAGAAACGUUUUGGAGGCAAAGUUCCAGAAGGGCAUCCUUUGCUGACAUGGAUACCUCGGUAUGCAGCCGAGCAGGCAAACAGGUAUCGUGUUGGGGCCGACGGCAAGACACCUGAAGAACGUCGGACUGGAAAGAAGUGGGUUAAGGCUCUUCCGAUCUUUGGAGAGCGCAUCAUGAUCAAACCUGCUGGAAAAGGACGCCGAGGUGAUUUGGCGAAGAUGAGAUCGGCAAGAUUCAUUGGCUGUCACAACAGGUUUGGCAGUGUCCUUGGAAUGACGGAGGACGGUGUGGUGAUUGGGAGUUCCUAUCACUCUUUGGCAGAGGACGAGAAAUGGGGUGACUUGGAAACCAACCUCAAAGGGUCACCAUGGGAUGUCAGGGCCUAUGUCAAGAAGGUUCAAGCUGGGGAAGAGCAGUUGGCACUUCCAGCACCAGUGCCUGUGGUGAUUGCAGCUCCGGUUCCAGGACAAGCUCAACAAGUUGGUCAAGCUGGAGAAGUUCAACAACAGGCCGAGGAGAUGGUUGACAAGUCUCCGAUGGUUGGCGCACCAAGUGGCAGCGCACCUGGGACACCAAGUUCAAAGAAGGCAUGGCCAGUUCGCAGGGAGCACUUGGCGAAGUUUGGGAAAACUACGGGUUGCCCAGGGUGUGCCAGUGUGGCAAGAGGUGCUGGGUUUCAGCAGAUUGCCCACAGUGAGGAAUGCAGAAUGCGCAUCAAGCGCAACGUUGAUGAUGAGUUCCAGAGGGAGAAGGCCGAGAUCAAAAGGCUGAGAGAGGAGGAGCGACAGCAGACUGAGGUAGCAGAGCCCAUGGCUGAUGUGGCUUUUGGCCCGACCUCCCGAGGAGACGCGGCUGGAGGAGAGCCUGUGCCCUCGGUUGAGGCGGCCGGAGGAGAGCCCACUCGCCUGGGAGAUUCACUACCUUCAGGUGGCCAGAAGCGGAAAGCUGAUGAGCCUUUGGAUGUGGAGGACCUGCUGAAGGAGUCUGAGGCUGAGAGCAGCAUGAAGGAGGCUUCAAUCAGGGCCAUGACGGAGGUGAUGGGAAGCUUCGAGUCGGCCAAGAUGAUUGCAGACUUGGCGGCGAUGGAUGUGAUUGAGGUGUUUUCACCCAAGCGUUUGAAUCAGAUGGUGGAAAGGUUUGGUUUGAGGAAGGGGGCGGCCAUAGACCUUGAGGAGCUCAAGCCUGAUGGGUCCAGCUAUUGGGACUUGGACAAACAGGAGGACUUCGAGCAGGCGUUGGAGCUGAUCUCAAUGGAACAACCGUCUUUGAAGUGCUGCAAGCAUCAGAAGUCUUUGGGAGGUUACUACCUUCACGAGCAUCCGAAGGAGAGCACAAGUUGGAGUGAGAAGGAAACCUUGGAGAUGGUGGAGCAGCCGGACACGUUUCUGGUCCAGAGCCCAAUGUGCCGAUUCGAGAUGAUGCUUCCUGAUGAUGAUGGCAACUUGGGGCAUGUUCGGAAGGAGACCUAUUGGAUGACGAACAGUGAGAUGAUUGCUGAGGAGCUUCGAGGGGUGUGCAACAACUAUGUGCCUGGAGAAGAACCACAUCGACAUGUUCAUCUCAUUGGUGCAGCCCGAGCUCGAGCAGCACAAGUCUAUCCUCCGAAACUUUGUGAGGCCAUACUUCGAGGUUUGAAGAGGUAG